Messenger RNA from Cyclocybe aegerita, 1143 nucleotides. Lineage: Eukaryota; Fungi; Basidiomycota; Agaricomycetes; Agaricales; Hemipholiotaceae. The record is from the annotation of a GenBank genome assembly.
AUGUCAUUGAUCUCAGCUUCAACCGCCACCUGGUGCUCCCCCUCUCUGUCCAACACCUCAAAUGACCCCCCAGGACCGAAAAAACAGGUCAACGAAUGCCGACUUGAAGUCAGCGUUCAUUUUCUUCACCUCUCAUGCCCCUCCCCUGUCAUAGGGAUGUGGGCAUGGUGCAACUUCCUCUCUGGCAACCUCAUCCCACCUCCCAUCUGCUGUACCGCCCCCUCCCCCCGAGCUCUUGCGCCCAUUGCACCCGUGCUGCCCAUUACCCAUCCCUCCCCUUCAACAGGGAUGUGGGUGUUGCCCCCACCCCUCCUCUUGCCCUCCGUCCCUCGCUGUUCGCUGUUUGCCUCUCACCUUCCACCCCUCACCUCUCACUCUCCACCCCUUGUCUCUCACCCUCCACCCCUCGCCCUCCACCCCUUGCCUUCGAUCUAUGAUGACACAGGGCGCAGAACAACGAGAACAGCCGAGGAGGGUUCGGGUCAAGGACACAGGACGACAACGGCGAUGAGCGAGAACGAGAACGGUGACGGCAACAAACAGGGACGGCAAAGGCGACGAACAAGGACGAUGGCGAAUGAAGAUGAUGGCGAACAAGGACAACAGCGACAAACAAGGACGGCGAACAAGGAUGGCGGUGAUGGACAAGGACAGCGAACAAGGACAGCGACGAACAACGAGGACAGCGAACGAAGACAAUGGCGACGAACGAGGAUGGCGGCGGACAACGACAGCGGGCAAGGAAAGCUGACGGUGAUGAACGACGGCGGCGGUGGACGUCAACCUGCCCUCUCGCCCUUGCCCUUGCCCUUGCCCACCAUUCUGGCCUUCACCCCGCCUCUCGCCCCUUGCCCUGCCCCUUGCCCUUCACCCGCCCUUCGCCUCCUGCUCAGCACCUGCCUCCUGCUCAGCACCCACCACUUGCAGCUCAAGCACAAGGGAGAGCAUGAGGAGGGGGGAGCACAAGCACACGAAGAGCUCCACGAGCACCCAAAGGGCCCAACGAGUGACAAAGGGGGUGAACAAGCGGAGGAGGGAGCGGAGGGAGCCCCAAUGAGCACAGUAGGGGGUGGAGGAGCCCCACGAACAGAGGAGGCUGCAGAGGAGGCAGACAGGCAGGGGGGACCGUACCCGUCUCCAUGA